AAACUUCAGCUUCAAGUGAAAAUGUAAGCGAAACACAGGAAACCAAGUAAAACAAAAAGAAAACAACAUAAUAAAGAAAAACAGAUUGGAAAAACACGCCAGGCAGUCAGGCAAUGGCAAAAUGAGCAAAUCACCCGCAAUGCCCGACAACAUGAUGACUCAAUACGGCGGCGACUUUGAUGCAGAGCGCGUGUGUCGCGUUUGCCUGCGAGAAGUGGGCGACUUCUACUUCAUCUACGAUGAGGCGCCCGUGGAGCAGGGCGCCAACAUUGCCCAGAUCCUCAACGAGUGCACGCGAUACACGUGCGAGCGUUACGACAAGUUGCCGCAUCACAUGUGUGACACCUGCAUCAAGGCGGCCUGUCAAGCGUAUCGCUUUAAGCGCGACGCCGAGAAAUCGUAUCGCUCCUUGGUCGCGAUGCUGGGCAGGACGCCAGCAUUGAAGCCGAACAGCAGCGAGGUUUGCACACAGACCGAACAGCUGGCCAUGCUGCAGUGCGGCAUGUGUAGCGAACAGUUCUUGAAUGCGCUCGAGUUGCGUUUGCAUCGCAAGCGACAGCAUAAACAACAGCAACUGGAGCAGCUGCAGUGUCAGGUGUGUGCGGCACAGUUCCAGCAGUUCCGCCAGCUGCGCACACAUCUCAUCGAGCAGCACAAUCAGCCGUCCACAUCGCCGCUGCUGCGACGGCGACCGCGUCUCGAGUGUGGCGACUGCAAGCGCGUCUUCAGUCGACGCGAUCAUCUGCAGCGCCACAUGCGCACAGUGCACAAGGAACGCGAUGGUGUCGACGAGAUGGAGGGGGAGCAGUCAAUGGACACUCCAUGGCCGGCCAUUGAUGAGGCCACCAUGCAGAGCGGCGAUGAGUUGGAAUCGGCCGCUGUGCUGCUCAACAACUGCGCCGCUGACGAUGAGGAGGAGCAGGGUCAGGAGCGGGAUCAACAGAGUGCGUAUCAGAGUCACACGAAUCCCAUAUCGAGCAACGAGGAGGCGGAUGACGACGACGAACUUGAGGCGGAGGCCAAGCAAACGCUGUGGCUGCAAAUCAAGCCAGAGCCGGAGCUGGAGCAACUGGAUGCGGAUGACAAGCGUCGCAAAAAGCCGCAUAGCAAGCAGCAGAAAGAGGAGGAGCUGGAGGAGGCGCAUGUGAAAGAGGAAGAGGAGCUGCUGCCAAUUAAGCAGGAGCGUCAGCGCAUGGAUAGCGUGCGACAGCUGGAGGAGGGGGAGGAGGAUGAGGAGAACGCGGAGCACUUCGAGGAAGCGCUGCACAGCUCCGAAGAGGAGGAGGAGGAGGCGGAUGACGAGGAAGAGGUAGAGGCAGAGGAGGAAGAGCAGGAAGAGGAAGAGGCCGAUGAAAGCGACUUGGAGGAGCUGGACGAUGAGGAGAAGCCACCUGCAAGCGCCGAGACAAAAGUGCAAAUUGUGCGCGAAUAUCUGCAGCAGGCAGGCACAGCAACUGGAACAGGAACCCAAUCGACAACUGGUGGAAAACAGCGACGUCGACGCCGCAACAAGCAAACAAUCGAUGCACAACCAAAUCCCGAGAAUCGCUGCGACAUCUGUCAGCGCACGUUCUCACGCCACUGCCAUCUGUUGCGCCACAAGCUGUCGCAUCUGGAGAAGAAGCCGCACAGCUGUCCCCACUGCCCAAAGGCCUUUGCACGCAGCGAUCAUCUGAAGGCGCAUGUCCAGAGUCUGCACGGCAGCAAGGAGCACAAGUGUGUGCUAUGCGAGGCGGCCUUCACACGCUCCGAUGCGCUCGAGCGGCACAAGCUGAGCAAGCACAAUGGCGAGGGACUCGAUGCGAGCAGCGAACUGAAGCUGCAGCUCAGCGAACACACCUGCGAAUACUGCGCGAAGCGUUUCUCGAGCAAAACCUAUUUGCGGAAGCACACGCUGCUCCACACCGAGUUCCUCUAUGCGUGCAAGAGCUGCGACGAGACGUUUAAGGAGCGGCAGCAGUUGCGGUGCCACGAGAAGACGCACACCGGCCAGCGGAACUUCCUCUGCUGCAUCUGCGGCGACAGCUUUGCGCGCAACGAUUAUCUGCGCGUCCACAUGCGACGCCACAACGGGGAGAAGCCCUACAAGUGUCGCUACUGCAUCAAGGCGUUUCCGCGUGCCACCGAUCUCAAGGUGCACGAACGCUACCACACUGGCACCAAACCCAAUCUGUGCAACACAUGCGGCAAGAGUUUCCAUCGCGCCUACAAUCUGACCAUACACAUGCGCACACACACCGGCGAACGUCCGUACAAGUGCGAUCAGUGCCCCAAGAGCUUCAGCCAGAGCAACGAUCUCAAGGCGCACAUCCGACGCCACACCGGCGAGCGGUAUAAGUGUCCGCAUUGCGAUGCCUACUUCCUGCAAUUGUAUCACAUGCGCAACCAUUGCCUCAGUGCCCACAACAAGCACAUCGAGACGAAGACGGGGCGCCUGCAACGCACCGGUCUGCUCGAUGAGCCAACGCACUCGCAUCUGACCACCGUUGUGAUGCCGCCAGCGGCGCCGACGACGACCACAACAACUGCGGCGGCGGUGGCGGCAACGACAACGAUGGCUGUGACAUUGCCUGCGGCGGCCACGCCCCUUGUGCACUCGCCUGUCGCCUACAAUACAUCGUCGCCGGUGGCAACAGUGCAGGAUGGAUUUGUGAGCACCGCCAGCAAUGCGGCAGCGACAGCAACGACGACGUCGACGACGACGCCGACACCUUUUGGCGCCUUCAACAUAACGCCAGUUGUGAUGGCGCAUCUCAUGUAUAACCAUGGCGGACAACACGACAGCCAGCAGAGCAAUGCCAGCGGCAGCGAACGUGCAACGGGCAAAUAGCCAACGAUGCCAUCGCAACGAUUAUCUAUUACUUAUUGUACAGUGGAAAUCGCCUGAGCGGCACAACCAACCAACAAUCUAUAUAUUCCCAGUCCGUCUGACGACUUCCUUGCUUAUAUUACAAUUGGGCUGAUCACAUUAAGUGUAUCUCUUUCAAAUGAAAACUCUCCUCUGCAAGGAUUUAUUGGAAUCUGCGGCAUGCCGCAGUUAGCUUUACCAGUGAAAGAAUUGCUCGAAUUAUUGUUAAUAUUAUGCAUUUUGUGGCAUAAGUAAUUAUAUGUACUAACUAGCCCCUAACAGUAUAUAUAAUCUAUAACGUUAAGAAUUGUUUAAUACUUUUGUAUUUCUGCAAAUUGAUUAUUAAUGAAAGCAACUGAUAUUUGUAAUUAAAACUACGACUACAAAAAUAUUUUGUAAAUACACAUGAAAAUACAUAUGAAAAUGGUG
Drosophila albomicans is the source of this 3277-nucleotide messenger RNA. RefSeq names its product zinc finger protein 768. Gene Ontology annotation, molecular function: zinc ion binding. The transcript is spliced from 4 exons. The coding region runs from base 122 to 2830 and encodes 902 amino acids. Lineage: Eukaryota; Metazoa; Arthropoda; Insecta; Diptera; Drosophilidae. Gene Ontology annotation, cellular component: nucleus. The record is from RefSeq and is a predicted model, not a curated record.